This is a messenger RNA of Nannospalax galili (Upper Galilee mountains blind mole rat), 999 nucleotides long. Its product is annotated as leukocyte immunoglobulin-like receptor subfamily A member 5. The record is from RefSeq and is a predicted model, not a curated record. Lineage: Eukaryota; Metazoa; Chordata; Mammalia; Rodentia; Spalacidae. Gene Ontology annotation, biological process: cytokine-mediated signaling pathway. The transcript is spliced from 7 exons. Gene Ontology annotation, molecular function: inhibitory MHC class I receptor activity. The annotation marks the transcript as partial.
AUGCAACAUAUUGAAUUGUAUGGGAUGAAGCUGGUGGUGUGGCCCAAUGGGAUGCUCCCCGAGCCCACAAUCAGAGUUGAGCCAUGCUCUGUUGUUCCCAAAGGGACACAGGUGACCAUCUCAUGUGAGGGGACAACAGGGGCCACAGAAUACUGUCUCUAUAAAGAUGAGAAACAAUAUCCCUUGAGGCAAAACACCCCAGUGCACACUGGGAACAAGGCCCAUUUCCUCAUCCCAUCCAUUGAACUGCACCAUGCAGGGCGAUAUCAGUGUCACUACCACUCCCCCGAUGGCUGGUCUGAGCACAGUGAUUUCCUGGAGCUGGUGGUGACAGGAAUCUACAACAGUAAACCAUGGCUUUCAGCUCAGCCCAGCCCUGUGGCAUCCCCAGGAGAGAAACUGAUGCUGCAUUGUGUCUCACAAGAAGGAUAUGACAGGUUCAUUCUGACUGAAGAAGGAGAACAGAAUCACUUGAGGUCCCUGGACUCACAGCAUGUAUCCAUUAGAAAAUUCCAGGCUCUGUUCCCUGUGGGUCCUGUGACACCCAGCAGCAACAGAACCUUCAGAUGUUAUGGUUCUUACAAAAGAUACCCACAGGUGUGGUCAGAACCCAGUGACCCCCUGGAAAUACACAUCCCAGGCAACAGCAACCUAUCCACAGGGCCCAUCCUAACAGCUGGACUGGGAAGUUACCAGAUGAUUCUGAUCGGGGUCUCAGUGUUCUUCCUGCUCUUCCUCCUCAUCUUCCUUCUCCUCCGAUGGAGAUGUCAGCACAAAUGCAGGAAAGAUGAUGCUUCUCUGAAGAUCCCACAGCCAAAGGGCAGCGUGGAGCCAGACAGUCUGAACCCACCUGAUGAAGACCCCGUGAAGGAGAUGUAUGCACAAGUGAAACCCUCCAGGCUCAGGAGGGCAGGGGCCACCUCUCCUCCUUCAACCUUCUCAAGGGAAUUUCUGAGCUCAAAGAACAGGGAGUCAGAAGACAGAGAGAGGGACAGUGAG